AUGCUAACUGAAAAACCAACUGAAAACCCCAGUAUAUUUACAAGAUUUAAAAACCGGGGUAAGGAUCAAUUUAGUGGUUGGGCCCUAAUAGGUAAAUUGUAUUCUGAUGAUAAAGCUAUUGAAAAAGAAGAAAAAGAGAAGGCAGAAUAA
Molecule: messenger RNA, 150 nt
Organism: Dictyostelium purpureum
Lineage: Eukaryota; Evosea; Eumycetozoa; Dictyosteliales; Dictyosteliaceae
Exons: 1
Coding region: 1-150 (49 amino acids)
Source: RefSeq, a predicted model, not a curated record